Molecule: messenger RNA, 1455 nt
Organism: Verticillium alfalfae VaMs.102
Lineage: Eukaryota; Fungi; Ascomycota; Sordariomycetes; Glomerellales; Plectosphaerellaceae
Product: bodown198
Exons: 6
Coding region: 1-1455 (484 amino acids)
Cellular component (GO): membrane
Molecular function (GO): transmembrane transporter activity
Source: RefSeq, a predicted model, not a curated record
AUGUCAGCCAUCGAUGAGAAGCCCCAGGCGGAGAUCGACCGUGUCGAGACGUCAUCGGGCGACAAUGGAAAGGGCGGUAUCGAGUAUGAACGAGCCCAGCUGCUCGCGAACCUUCCUGAUCCGGACGCGGGCAAGUCGGAGGAGGAGCGCCGCGCAAUUGACAAGAAGCUCAUGUGGAAAGUUGACCGAUGGCUGAUCCCUUGGCUGUCUCUGCUUUACCUUCUCUCGUUCCUCGACCGUACCAACAUUGGCAAUGCGCGUCUCGCCGGAAUGGAACCCGAUCUCGGCAUGGAAAAGGGUGACUAUCAACUGUCCCUGACAAUCUUCUUCAUCAGCUACGCCCUUGCUGAACCCCUGACCAACGCCCUCCUGAAGCGCCUCACACCCCGAAUCUUCUUCACCGGCAUCAUCCUCAGCUGGGGUGUCAUCAUGACCCUCAUGGGUCUCGUCAAGAACUUCCAGGCCUGCUGGCCGCUCGUUUCUUUCCUCGACGCCAGCUUCCUCACUCCUGACGAGCGCAUCCGCGUUCAGCGCCGCAUCAUCAUGGACCGCCAGGGUCGCACGGCCGAAGACUUUGACAAGCGCCACAUCUACGCUGCCCUGGGCGACUGGAAGACAUACGGCUGGAUGGUCAUCUACAUGGGCUGCCUGACGCCUCUGUACGCCUUCUCGCUCUUCCUUCCCACCAUUCUCCGUGGUAUGGGUCACACCGGCACUCGCGCUCAGCUCCUGUCUGUGCCUCCUUACGCCGUUGCUGCCUGCUGCACCGUGGCCGUUGGCUUCUUUGCUGACCCGCACGCGCUGGCGUGGAUACUGCAACAUGACCCGCAGGUUCAGUACGCCGGCACCUUCCUCGGCGCCGCAGGCAUCUACCCCACCAUCUCCAACACACUGUCGUGGGUUAUCAACAAUACCGAAGGUUCACUCAAGCGCGCUUUUGUCCUUGGCAUGGUCGUCGGCUGGGGAAAUCUCAAUGGUGUUGUCUCUUCUAAUAUCUAUCUUGACCGCGAGAACCCUCGCUUCUGGACUGGUCACGGCGUCGUUCUGGGUUACCAGGUCCUCUUCCUGUUGGGCGGAUCUGUGUUCAUGCACAUUGCCCUCAGAAUAUCAAACCGCAACCGCCGGGCUGGCAAGAUGGAUGCCAAGUGGGCAACGCUCACGGAGGAACAAAGAUGGAUUAGCGGCGACAAGAGGCCCGACUUUAUUUACACUCUCAUCCUAGGCAUCAGGGUUGUAGGAGAGCCGCACACGCAUUUCGUCAUCAGUAUCGCGAUGGCGUGCGAGCUUCAUUGUACCACCAAAACAUUCCUUCGCGACACCCACCUCCAAACACGUGCUCGGAUCGCCAUGGUGCCAUCAAACGCCAUCACCAUGGAGUCUCAGAUGUCAGCUGCGCUUAUCAAGCACUCAUCGCGCCCCAUGAUUUCUAUCUUGCGAUGUCUCCCACAACUAUGA